AUGUGGUACCUGCACCUUGUGCAGUUCGGCCGCAACUCGACCGAUACAGAACACUACCUGGAGAUGCUCAGGUACGGCGCCCGUAAGACGUCUUUCUUUGCCUCCAACUCCACAGGACGCAGCAAGAGGAGAUGCACUCGCGCCUACUACCAGAUCAUUCACAGACUGAUGCCGUUCAGGGCACUGCAGCGCAAUAGCUUCUGCUCUCGGUUGGACCGCAAGGAACAGAAAAGCAGGAAUGUCAACUCGAAGAACAUGAGGUUGGUCAUGAACCCGACCACCGCGGAUCGUGUUGUAGACCCCGGCGCCACUGUCUCCCCGGUGAAGAUGCACUGCAGCGUCAACUCGACGACGACGAUGAACACAACGCUCAUCUUGAAACUGGCCGAGAUGCACCACACCGUUGAUACCUUGGCACACGUUGGCAGCGACAAUAUAGCUGGUUGCAUGUACACGUUCGCGUUGCGGCCGUUGAAUCCGUGUCCCUUCCUCUUCUAUGGUGGUGAAGCGACUCUUGCCAGAGGUGCAUUUCUACUGUUCGAUUGCCGUCUUAUUCGGGAUCCUCUGAUUUCACGUAUCGUUCCAUGA
Molecule: messenger RNA, 588 nt
Organism: Soboliphyme baturini
Lineage: Eukaryota; Metazoa; Nematoda; Enoplea; Dioctophymatida; Soboliphymatidae
Source: the annotation of a GenBank genome assembly